Messenger RNA from Hyaloscypha bicolor E, 1197 nucleotides. Its product is annotated as ATP-dependent RNA helicase eIF4A. The coding region runs from base 1 to 1197 and encodes 398 amino acids. Gene Ontology annotation, molecular function: RNA helicase activity; RNA binding; ATP binding. NCBI's taxonomy places the organism in Eukaryota, Fungi, Ascomycota, Leotiomycetes, Helotiales, Hyaloscyphaceae. The transcript is spliced from 5 exons. The record is from RefSeq and is a predicted model, not a curated record.
AUGGCUUCCGUUGAUAAGGGUCUCGAGGAGAUCCCAGAAGGUCAAAUCGAGUCCAACUAUGACGAGACCGUUGAUUCUUUCGACACUAUGAACCUGAAGCCUGAGCUUCUGCGAGGUGUCUACGCCUAUGGUUUCGAGCGUCCCUCUGCUAUCCAGCAACGUGCUAUUAUGCCAGUCAUUAAGGGCCACGAUGUCAUUGCGCAAGCCCAAUCAGGUACCGGAAAGACUGCAACUUUCUCUAUCUCAGUCUUGCAAAAGCUUGAUCCCAACAUCAAGCAAUGCCAGGCUCUGAUUCUUGCUCCUACCCGUGAAUUGGCCCAGCAGAUCCAGAAAGUCGUUGUUGCUAUUGGUGACUUCAUGAACGUUGAGUGCCAUGCUUGCAUUGGUGGUACGAGCGUUCGUGAUGACAUGAAAGCUCUUCAAGAGGGUCCUCAAGUCGUUGUCGGUACUCCUGGUCGUGUCCAAGAUAUGAUCCAACGCCGAUUCCUGAAGACCGACUCGAUGAAGAUGUUCGUUCUCGAUGAGGCCGAUGAGAUGCUUUCUCGUGGUUUCACUGAGCAAAUUUAUGACAUCUUCCAGCUCCUCCCUCAAUCCACCCAGGUCGUCCUUCUCUCCGCUACCAUGCCCCAGGACGUCCUCGAGGUCACCACUAAAUUCAUGCGCGAUCCCGUCCGUAUCUUGGUCAAGAAGGCCGAGCUCACCCUCGAGGGUAUCAAGCAGUUCUACAUCGCUGUCGAGAAGGAGGAUUGGAAGUUGGACACUCUUUCCGAUCUCUACGAGACAGUCACCAUCACACAAGCCGUCAUCUUCUGCAACACCAGAAGAAAGGUCGACUGGCUUACUGACAAGCUUACUGCUCGUGACUUCACUGUGUCUGCCAUGCACGGCGAUAUGGACCAGGGUCAGCGUGAUCUGAUUAUGAAGGAAUUUCGAUCAGGUUCAUCCCGUGUCUUGAUCGCCACCGACUUGUUGGCUCGUGGUAUCGAUGUCCAGCAAGUCUCCUUGGUCAUCAACUACGAUCUCCCUGCCAACCGUGAGAACUACAUCCACAGAAUCGGUCGUGGAGGUCGUUUCGGACGAAAGGGUGUCGCGAUCAACUUCGUUACUGCUGAGGAUGUGCGCAUGAUGAGAGAAAUCGAACAGUUUUACAGCACUCAAAUUGAGGAGAUGCCAAUGAACGUCGCCGAUCUCAUCUAA